This is a messenger RNA of Puccinia graminis f. sp. tritici CRL 75-36-700-3, 1845 nucleotides long. RefSeq names its product atypical/RIO/RIO2 protein kinase. The transcript is spliced from 4 exons. Gene Ontology annotation, biological process: protein phosphorylation; maturation of SSU-rRNA. The coding region runs from base 191 to 1702 and encodes 503 amino acids. NCBI's taxonomy places the organism in Eukaryota, Fungi, Basidiomycota, Pucciniomycetes, Pucciniales, Pucciniaceae. Gene Ontology annotation, molecular function: ATP binding; protein serine/threonine kinase activity. Gene Ontology annotation, cellular component: cytosol; nucleus; preribosome, small subunit precursor. The record is from RefSeq and is a predicted model, not a curated record.
AAACAACAAUCAAAGAACUGCAUUUGUUAUAGUCAAAAUAUUUCCACCGAUCAAUCUCAAACAAGAGGAAAGAAAAAAAAAAAUAAUCAGACGACAAGAAAGAAAACGAACAAACAAACUCGAACUUCGAAAGGCAACAGAGAGAGAGAGACAGAGGGAAGAGCCAGAGGAUACUCAAGAUAGGAAGAAGAUGAAGUUAGACGCCAGUGAUAUAAGAUACCUCUCAAGCGACACCUUCAGGGUCCUUACGGCUGUCGAAAUGGGGUCCAAGAACCACGAAAUCGUCCCGACUGCCUUGAUCGCCAACCUUGCCGGUCUUCGGUCGGGUGGAGUGAAUAAAUGUAUCAGCGAAUUGGCCAAACGAGGACUAGUCAAACGAGAAGCUAAUUCAAAAUAUGAUGGCUAUCGAUUGACGUAUGGAGGAUACGACUUUCUGGCGAUGAAGACCUUCUCGAAGCGGACGACGGUCACGAGUAUCGGUAACCAGAUCGGGGUCGGGAAGGAAGCCGACGUCUAUGUGGUCGCUGGAGGAGAAGACGAACAACAACGGGUGUUGAAGAUCCAUCGGCUCGGACGGAUCAGCUUUCGGGCCAUCAAAUCGAAGCGCGAUUAUCUCCAGAAACGCAGGAAUGCUAGUUGGAUGUAUAUGAGUCGAUUGGCCGCCCAAAAAGAAUUCGCAUUCAUGAAAGUUUUACACGAGCAUGGUUUUCCAGUCCCGGAGCCGAUUGACCAAUCGAGACACUGCUUAGUGAUGAGCUUGAUAGAUGCGUUUCCACUCAGACAGAUCCACGAGCUGGCCGAGCCGGGGAAGCUGUACUCGGAGCUCAUGGACCUGAUCGUCAAGUUGGCCAGAGUGGGGCUCAUCCAUGGCGACUUCAACGAAUUCAACAUCCUCGUCGAUACCGCUUCUAAGCCCGGUCAAGCUGUCCCUAUCUUGAUCGAUUUCCCUCAAAUGGUCUCUACCGAACACGAGAAUGCUGAAUAUUAUUUCAACAGAGAUGUCCAAUGUAUCCGCUCCUUUUUCCUGAAACGAUUCAGAUACCAAUCCACGCUAUAUCCCAAGUUCAAUUCGAUUGUCCGCGAAGGCACCCGCCAGAUGAAUCUAGACGUCGAGGUCGAGGCCAGUGGGUUCGGGAAGGGCGAAAGCAGGAAACUGGAAGAAUACAUGGAGGUCUUUGGGGUUGGCUGUGAAGCUGCGGAGACUGAUGAUGACGAAGAUGAAGAUGGUAGUGAUGUUGAUUAUGAUAGUGCUGGAGAUGAAGAGGAUCAACUCGACAAUAGCUAUCGGAUUCCUGAUCCGCAACGGAAUGAAGAUCAUCACAAGACCGAAACUAAAGCAUUGGAGUCGACGAAGACAGCGGAAAACCCAGACCGUACUCAACCCACAGAACUCUCAGAAGAAGAAGAAGAAGAAGAAGAGGGAACACAAAGCGACGAUGGAUCAGACAACCACUCAACAAAUAGAUCGACUACCAAACCCAAGCAGAAAAAGAAGAGCAACAAAAAUGCGCAUCAUCUUCAGAAGGUCGACUUGGACGAGGAAGAAAUCAAGAAUAUCGUCAUCAAGAAGAUGCAGCGUCUCAAAGCCUCCAAUUUCAAUAAACAUCAUACCAAGAAAUCCGUUAAACAUUCUAAUCAUUCGACCCCUCUGGGCUCCAAAUUCAAAAACGACGUCAAAAGCUUAUGUUCUACUGAAUUUUAACCGUCCCUUUUUUUUGCUUUUGUUUCCUUCUGUUUUUUUUUUUAACUUAUAUUGGUUGUAGUAUUUUCUCUUUGGUUCAAUCUGAUAAUGUGAACCAUUCUUGCUAUUAGAUUUCUAGAAAUACUCUUAUACUGGUUGUAUAA